AUGAAUUUCUUGAGAAUUCCUUCAGCAUUUCACGGUGUUCGUUGCGCAAAUUCACAAUCGUUUUUUUUGCAAUGCUUCAAGAGCAUACCUAGCAGAAUACAGAGUAACCACUUCAAAUGCUAUCAUACGGUACCUGAGAUACCUGAAAGGAACCUGAACCCGCUGUUUAGUGAACAUGGAAUGAAGGUUGCUUGGGACGAGCAUCAAGGACACGUCGUAAAGAGCUUGAAUGAUCGAGUAAAAGGGACCGAGUUGGAGGACCAUUCUAUGUUUAAUAUUAUCUUCCAAACAGCUGUGCUUCCAGAACAUGCAGCUACGUUUCAGUUUGCAAGUCAAGCCUACAACAAUCAUUUCUUUUUUGAGUCCUUAAUAAGUGCUGAAAAGGCAAAAGCAGACCCCAAAUUUCAACUUGAAGGUAAUUCUGUUAUUCAGCAAGCUAUACUUGAAAAUUUUGAGUCAAAAGAGGACUUGCUAUCAAAGAUCAAGCAACUCGCGUCCAAUACAUUCGGUGCCGCAUGGAUUUGGGUUGUCCUCGAUGACUAUAACAGACUACAGGUGAUGCGGACAUUCCAGGCAGGAACACCUUUUCUGUGGACAAGAUCGCAAUCCAAUGAUCCACAUCUCGUUCCUUCUGUUCCUGAUCACAGCAUGAGACCACGAAACUACUCCCAUGUUCCAAUUUUCAACCUUUGCCUUUGGGACCAUGCUUACUUUACAGACUUUGGUCUCUUUCAACGCGAGCAGUACAUUGAUACAUGGUUCCAAAGUAUCAACUGGUCUGUGGUUGAAAAUCGGCUUAAGCAAUCCUUAGUCUAA
Messenger RNA from Schizosaccharomyces osmophilus, 816 nucleotides. Its product is annotated as mitochondrial ribosomal protein subunit. The transcript has a single exon. The record is from RefSeq and is a predicted model, not a curated record. Lineage: Eukaryota; Fungi; Ascomycota; Schizosaccharomycetes; Schizosaccharomycetales; Schizosaccharomycetaceae. Gene Ontology annotation, biological process: superoxide metabolic process. Bases 1 to 816 code for a protein of 271 amino acids. Gene Ontology annotation, molecular function: superoxide dismutase activity; metal ion binding.